Penicillium expansum is the source of this 1632-nucleotide messenger RNA. RefSeq lists its product as uncharacterized. The transcript is spliced from 3 exons. The record is from RefSeq and is a predicted model, not a curated record. The coding region runs from base 1 to 1632 and encodes 543 amino acids. NCBI's taxonomy places the organism in Eukaryota, Fungi, Ascomycota, Eurotiomycetes, Eurotiales, Aspergillaceae.
AUGUCGAGUGACAUAAGCGCACAGGUAGACGUCGGUAGUCUCUCCCUCUCGGGCCUGAAACAAGUUGCGGGAAUACUUAGUGUUCUCUCAGCCGACGAUGUGCAACCUAUGGCAAUGCUCCAACUGCAAGAUCUGGGCACUCUGUUUUCAAUAAGCGGACCAGUUGCAUCCAAAGUCCCAGAUUAUCUUCUGAGGUGUAAGAGCGUACGCAUUGAGCGACUUGGGUAUCUGGUUGGCUGGCGCAAAGGCGACUCAGCCUCACUCAUGGCACAGUCAACCGGUGGCCAGGCCGUGGCGUUGUUAUCUGUCUGCCUGUGGAGUCUUUACCAGGAAAGCACUGGAGACAUUCUUCAUACCAUCUCAAGUGCGAUCUUGCCACAGUCUGCGCGUGCAAGUAGCCCUGGAAUUCUCGAAAGGGCCGCAAAGAUACUUGCCGAUAAACUUCAGGUAGUCGGUUUUGGGACUAUUCUUGCAAAACAGGUAUGCCGCAUCCAUGAUGCGUACGAGAAUUUGAAGGAGCGAGUGCCCUGUGACAUCUUGGAAUCUCUCAGUCAAGACUGGAUGGCGGAAUUUCUUAUUGGUGUUUCUCGCGCUUUAAGAGAAGAAAAUGCGAUCCUUCGGGUUCGCGGAUGCUACGGUCUGGGAUACAUAUCAGCCCUUAUGGUCACCUUGUUUCCCGACGACUGUACCGUUACAAUCGAAAAGAUUGUUGUUCAUGUGGGAAAAAACACCUCCUCCAUCACUGUUGAUAUUGUGGGGCCCUCUUGCGGAACACUUCCCGAGGUUCACUUCAUGGAGACGGUUGAAAGCAUUGCAGAUGUACUCCUCAAUCCAGGAAAGGCAGAAUAUCGAUAUCGCGACAAAUUCGCCACUGACGCCUGUUUUUCUUGGGAAGGUCACAUUGCCGCAUCCCUGAGGCUUGAACUUCAACAUAAAGGCUUCCUCUACUCGUCUGAAGUUGUCGAACUAGUAGGGGGCCUUGAUCCAGAAAUUCUCGCAGUGAGCAUCCUAGGCGAUAGUUAUCGGGCGAAGAGACACAAACGCUGCGAGAUUGCUAUGGGGGUUCAGUUGCCAUCAACCUGGCCGCCCUUGGGAAAAGCGAUGAAGUUGCUUUUUGAAGUAAAAUCUUCAGAACUCAAAUCAUCGCCACACUGGAAUAUUACCGCUUCGAGUAUAGCCGGAAUGGCUGUUGGCGCCACAUUUAAGGCUCUUUUCUUCAAUCCCCACGAACAAGUCACCGUCAAAGGGAUUUUUUCACAGGAACAGAGUAUCUUGGGUCAGUUUGGAGAAUGGACGGAUCCUCGCAAUUGGUCGAGCGAUGGCGUUCUAGAAGCAAUAUUCCCUGAUUUAAAUCGAAAGGGCCUGGAUAAGACAAUCGCAAAGUCACUUGGGGCUAGCACAUAUGUGCCAUCUACGUAUCUGACUCUCAGAGACGAUGAUAUAUGUCACUACCGGAGCAUCGAAAUCUUUGAUGGUCCGAUCAUUUUCAAUGGAAGAUACUACGGCGAAGUGAAUAAUCCCACGAUUGAGGAAAGCAACGCCGGUAACCUCUGUGAAUUGGGCGAGAAGGCUAACAUCGUGCCAAGCUCAGAAGGCAACAUGGAAGGGUUGGUGGUGGCCCUGACAGCCUGA